Sparassis crispa is the source of this 489-nucleotide messenger RNA. RefSeq lists its product as hypothetical. Bases 1 to 489 code for a protein of 162 amino acids. NCBI's taxonomy places the organism in Eukaryota, Fungi, Basidiomycota, Agaricomycetes, Polyporales, Sparassidaceae. The record is from RefSeq and is a predicted model, not a curated record. The transcript has 4 exons.
AUGGCUCUCAAGAGGAAGUUGGAACUCGAGGCUGUCGAUGCUCCGAUUAGUGUGAAGCAGCCCAGACUCAUUCCCUUCCCCAACACUGAAAUGGACACAGACGUUGUUAUGUCCGACGGCUCCAUCUCUGACCUCGAACCCCUCUAUCUCCCUGUUCACAGUCGUCUCCCGUCGAACGCAAGCUGCUCAUCGUUGUCAAGCGCGUCUGACUCCCCGCAGGAUUCGCCCAUCUAUCCUGCCUUCGAUCUGUACCCUCACGACGCGUACAGCUACAUGGACGCGAACUUCCAUGUCCAUUCGCCAUCUAACGUGAUGCAGAAAUCCGUCGGCCUCCUUCAGCCAAAAAAUGCCGCGUUGACGCAUCAUGGGCAAAACUGUUCGCAAAUUCCCAAACUUCGUAUUGCCUGUUCGCCUGGACUUAACGGACAAAGGACCAUGUGGGCAUUCUGCGAGCAAUGCGGCGCUAUCGAGAUGGUCGACACCGAUUAA